AUGGGGACACCUUGCGACAUAAGGUCAUGUUUGAAACGGAACGCACUUUUGGUGUGCACAACAUUGUGCAUUAUCGUCGGUGUCGCCGUAGGGAUAAUAAUGAAAAUCUUUAAAGCUCCAGAUAUUGCCGUAUUAUACAUAGGGUUGCCAGGUGAACUAUUCAUGCGAGCACUUAACUUUUCUGUGAUACCGUUAUUAUCAUGUAAUAUAAUUGCCAGUGGGUUUGUUCACUGUCUAACUAUGAUGGCAUUCUUGUCAGUGGCUGCCAGGUUGAAUCCAGCUUCCCAAGGAAAAAUCGCACUUCUCUCCUUCGUAUACUGUGUCUUCAUGAACAUCACCGGUUCUUUUCUUGGGCUUGUGACGACCUUACUGAUUAACCCAGGCGGUAGAUACGGGACAGUUCCACUUGAGUCUACUGCCGUACACACAGCCGAAGCUAUAUCACUAGUUGAUGUUUUCCCGGAUUUUCUCAGAAACAUGGUUCCGGAUAAUAUCUUGAAGACAUUACUUUUCUCCACAGUCACGACCUACGUGCCUACCGCAUCAAAUGCAACCGAAAAUAACGGAACUAGCACAACAAACGUGGUUUUCUAUCGUGACGUGGGCGUCAAAAGUGGACCAAACAUUUUAGGCAUACUAGCUUCCAGUUUGGUACUGGGCCUUAUUGCCGGCUCACGAGUGGAGAAGACUGGACCGUUUAUUGCACUUGCCGAGGCGGUUACCGAAGUGAUGACGGUGCUGAUUGAAAAAACAGUAAAGCUCCUUCCUAUCGCAAUGAUAAGCCUAAUCGCCUCUGCAGUGGCUAGAAUUAGCAGUUUGGAACACAGCCUCCUUGCGUUGGCUCUGUUCGUCGCCAGCUCCGCCGCCUGUAUGGCAAUCUUGGCUUUCAUCGUGUUGCCGCUGUUUUUCCUUGUAUGUGUCCGAAGGAAUAUUUUUCGAGUCUAUGCCGCCAUCUCGGCUCCGCUACUGACCGCAUUCAGCUUGACCAGCUCGUUGAUUGCUUUACCAGACCUCUUCAAGGCUUGUGAUCGUCUUGGUGUUAACCCUCAAGUUGUACGUACCAUCGCGCCGUUCCUGACGAGUUUCAAUGCCAACGGAUCCGCGGCGUUUAUCGCUGCAGCUGCCUGUUGUGCAGCGCAGUUUGUCGGUUAUUCGUUCAACGUCGGUCAGCUGAUUGCUAUUGGGUUUCUCGCUGGACUCAACGUAAUGGCCCUUCCUGCAGUGCCGAGUGCGAGCCUCAUCACCGUGUUCCUCAUCGUUCGGGUCUUUGGUAUUCCCGAAUCGGCCAUCUCUCUUCUUUUCGUGGUGGAGUUUAUUGUCGAUAGGUUGCGUACCACAGUCAAUGUGCUCAGCCACGCCACCUGUAUCCUCUUCGUGCAUUAUCGAUGCACCAAGACCAAACUGGGAAUUGAUGAGGAGUUCGGUCCUAUCGGUGUGCGAACAUUGAGUUUUACUGAUGCCGCCUCACAAGACUUGGACCCGCAGUUUCCGAUGAACGGUUUGGUCAAAAACGGUGAAAAUGUACUGACCACGGCUACUCAGGGAAUAAGCGACCCGUGAUUCAGAACCAGCUUACUCAUUUUUUCUCAUGACUCUCUCUGAGUUG
This is a messenger RNA of Opisthorchis viverrini, 1606 nucleotides long. RefSeq lists its product as hypothetical. The coding region runs from base 1 to 1560 and encodes 519 amino acids. Gene Ontology annotation, biological process: L-glutamate transmembrane transport. Lineage: Eukaryota; Metazoa; Platyhelminthes; Trematoda; Opisthorchiida; Opisthorchiidae. Gene Ontology annotation, cellular component: plasma membrane. The transcript has 10 exons. Gene Ontology annotation, molecular function: L-glutamate transmembrane transporter activity; neutral L-amino acid transmembrane transporter activity; glutamate:sodium symporter activity. The record is from RefSeq and is a predicted model, not a curated record.